AAUGUCACAACUUCAAUUAUGGGUAAAGAUGUCACUCUGAUAUACGUGGGAGCGUCAAGAGACGGCAACAAACCGAUGGCCAAUUUCUUGACUGGAUGUGUUAAGGUAGGACGUCUUGGUGGACUUGCCGUUAAUGAUUGAGUCUCUCAUGCGGUGCUUGUGGCUUGUAUUUUUACAAGGAGUCGGUUUGUCUUGUUUGUUUUUUACUAUUUAUAGAAGCUCUUUAUUUUUGUAAUGUACUGUCAAUGAAUGGAAUCUAAGAUGAUCUGUGCAUGUAUGGAUAUAAAAGGAUAGCUGCAAAGUUAUUUUUUAAAUUUCAUUUUGCUGGAUAUUAAAGGAAGCAUAUGUAUAUAUAUGUUCAAAUUUGAUGAACGCUAAAGAAGGGACCUUAUAGAUAUAUAAUAUAGGAAGCUAACACAAAUGCGUGUAACUGCAUAUUGUAACAUACAUAUGUCAAUGUUUCAUUUAGGGUAUUAAAAAAAACACCUGCAUUUUAGUACUAAGUAGAAAUUUCAGUACUUCGUAGCUGGUAUGAUGGUGGUCAAUGCAAUUUCAAAGUUAAGAAAUGCAUGUUUUAAAAUAUGUUCAAAUGUCUUUCAGGAUCUCAGGGUGGGCAACUCUGCGCAGUCUUCUCUCCAGAAUCCUAUAGAACCUGCUGUUGACCAAGGCUGCACGGAGAGCCCUGUGUGUACUUCUAGUGUGUGUGGUGUUGGUCAGUGUGUUGAUGAGUGGAACAAUCACAUCUGUCUGUGCCCUGCAGGUCAGUCUAAUGUGUGUGGAGUUGGUCAGUCUAAUGUGUGAGGUGUUGAUCAGUAUCUUUACCCUCCAGGAACUUUGUGUACAUGAGUUGCCUCCAGUCAUCAAGCAUUGAGUCUAUUGAUCAUACCUGUACUUGAUAUAGUAUUAUUGUGACUAUACACUUGUGUUUUGAUGUAGUAUUAUUGUGACUAUAAACUUGUUUUUUAGAAACUUUCAUCUUUCAAUUAAAUUGACCAAACAAAAUUGUAUCGUAUUCACAAUACAAAUACACACCCUAAAAUGCUUUAAAUUAUCUCAGAAAGGUGAAAAGUUCAAACUUUUAGAAAAAUGAGUCUUUUAAUGUUGAUAAUAUUUUUCAAUAUUUUAGGAAACACUGGCCCCCAGUGUCUGGAGAUAUGCACGAAUUUCAACCCCUGUAAAAACUGGGCUGAAUGCAAACAGCCAUUGCAGGGACAAAACACAUACACCUGCGAAUGUGGUAUGCGGCAAAGUGGGAAGUACUGUGAGAAUCAGGCACCUGCGACCUGUCCGGCAGGCUGGUGGGGUAAACCCAUCUGUGGACCUUGUAACUGUAAGGCGGAUAAAGGAUUUGAACAGACAUGUAACAAAGACAAUGGGACAUGUGCCUGUAAGGUGAGAUUAGGUGUGAAUAUCUGGGACAUAAGCCUGUAAGGUGAGAUUAUGUUUGAAUAUCUGGGACAUUUGCAUGUAAGGUGAUUGAGAUUAGGUUUGAAUAUCUGGGACAUUUGCAUGUAAGGUGAGAUUAGUUGUGAAUAUCUGGGACAUGUGCCUGUAAAGUGAGAUUAGGUGUGAAUAUCCAGAUAUUAAGAAUUUUAGUCAAGCCAAACUCUAAUUUUCACCUGCCCUGGUGAUGCAUUUCUCUCUAAAUUGUUCAUGUUUUUUAUUCCCAGACACUGCAUUACCUACCUCCCAACAGUGAUACCUGCUAUCCAUGUGACUGCUAUAAGCUGGGCUCUAAGGACAUGACUUGUAACCCGGCAACAGGUCAAUGCAACUGUUAUGAAGGGGUCAUAGGUCGCCGGUGUGACACGUGUGACAGCAUAUUUGCUGCUGUGGUCAAGACUAC
Messenger RNA from Lymnaea stagnalis (great pond snail), 1846 nucleotides. Lineage: Eukaryota; Metazoa; Mollusca; Gastropoda; Lymnaeidae. The record is from the annotation of a GenBank genome assembly.